This is a messenger RNA of Rhopilema esculentum, 5634 nucleotides long. RefSeq names its product threonine aspartase 1. Gene Ontology annotation, biological process: protein maturation. The record is from RefSeq and is a predicted model, not a curated record. Lineage: Eukaryota; Metazoa; Cnidaria; Scyphozoa; Rhizostomeae; Rhizostomatidae. Gene Ontology annotation, cellular component: cytoplasm. Gene Ontology annotation, molecular function: threonine-type endopeptidase activity.
GAAAAACUUACGAAAAUGGCGGAUGGUAUGUUGAGAAAGUACAGCAUAUAUUUCCUGCAUUUUCAAGCUAUGGAUUCCAGAAAAUAUCAAGUGCCUGGAUUUGUUAUUGUUCACCUUGGAGCAGGGUAUCAUUCCAAACUCAAAAUGGCACAAUACAAAUCAUUGUGUAAACAAGCAUGCAGAGUUGCCUCUAGAUUGACAAAAGAGGGCCAUGCUGCUUCAUAUAUCACCAAUGAAGUUGUCAGCAUACUAGAACAGAGUGAUUUGACAAAUGCAGGGUUUGGCUCUAACUUAACAGAAAAUGGAUUGAUACAAUGUGAUGCAGGUUUAAUGGAGAGUAGCACCAGGAAUUUUGCUGCUGUUGCUUGUAUAGAGGGUGUGAGAAACCCGAUUAGAGUAGCAUAUGAGUUGCUUAUAGAUCAAAGUAAAAACCUAAAUGGAUUAGAGCCACCAAUGAUAUUGGCAGGGCAAGGGGCACAAAUAUAUGCAUUAGAAAAAGGCAUCCAAAUUUCAGAUAAUAAAGAGCUUGUGAGUAGAGACGCUUUUGAGACUUUCAAAAAAGCAAAAGCUGUCAUGAGAUCUCAUCAUUGUAACUCAAAUUGUAAAGAUUCAUCAGACACGAGCAAUUUAGAAACUAAACAGGAACAUUUUGGUUUAAAAAGAAAGUCUGUUUUUCCCAAUUCCAAUGAAGAUGGUAUCAGUUGCAAGGCACACAAAUUAAAGGAAGAUAGGAAAGAUGUAACUUUUAACUUAGAGGAUAGACUUGAUACAGUUGGUGCAAUUUGUGUUGACACAUAUGGAAAUGUUUGUACAGCUGCAUCAAGUGGAGGUCUUAUUCUUAAACGUUCUGGCAGAGUUGGUCAAGCAGCAUGUUUUGGUUGUGGGUGCUACACGUCUGACAGAGAAUCAAGACAAAGGCAUGUUGUCUAUGCAAGUAGUAUCUCAGGUUGCGGGGAGCACUUGAUCAAGACUACACUUGCCAAGAGCUUUGUGGAUGAAUGGCAUAAGUUAGAUAGUAGUUGCGGUGAUGACUUUGAUGAUUUAGAGAUGAUAAAUCAUUCAAAUUUACUUGAAAGUACUUUUCUAAACUCAAAGAUCUUAAAGGGAGUUGAUAACAAACUUGCUGGUUGUAUUGCCAUCAAAUUAACAAAGGACACCAAACCUUUUGAGGGAUUAGGCAAAGAUGGUUAUAAUUCAGUUAAAAGAGAUGUUUCAUAUCAAGUAAACAAUAAAUCAAGUAUGAGCCAGCCAGAAUCAUCUUUUACCCUUGAUCUUGUUGUCACAUCCACUGCACGGACUUUCUGUGUUGGAUUUAUGAGCAUAAAGGAACAGAAAUUUCAGUUUCUCUUACUGGAGAUGCCUGAUUUGGAGAAAGUAGGGAAGUCAAUUGUGUCACAAGUGUUUCACUACAAAUUGUGAAAGAGAAGUCUUCCAAUGGUUAAUGGUAUGAAAAGUCCAAGAAGCUAGGUUGAGAGGAAACUGGGAUCAAGAGGGUAGCAACUAUGAUAAAUGUAUCCCAUUACACAGCUGAUUCUUCUUUAUUCUCCUUAGACAAGUUGAUUAUCCUUGAGUCUAGAUGAACUUUAAAGACUAUGUUUUGUGUAAAUGUUUUGCUAGUUUAAUCUUUGUUAAGUUUCAAAGGUUGUAAAGUUUUGAUCGGUGUAAAUGUUCGGCUCUUAAUGCAGUGAUGUAGUGGUAAAUUCUUAAGAAGCAUAACACAAAAGUAAAAAAUCAAAAACAGCGCUAGAUUGGCGUUUUUCAGAAAAAUAUCACAUUUUGUGCUUUUUAAGACAUCUCUGCAUUGAACAUUUAACUAUUUGCGUUAUACUUAAUGCAUCUCAUUUAAGUGAUGUGUGCGAUGUUCUACAGGUCACCUUUUCGUCCCUUUUUAAGUCUUUCGCAUCCUCAUUAUUGAAAUUGGUAUCUUCACUGUCCACUUUUUUGUUUCCAUUUUGCUACACGGCUUGCCGAUUUGCCACUCCAUUUUUCUGAAUCUUCCAUAACGUUAAACCAUUUGGUUUGCUUUCGUUUUCAGAUAAUAGUAGAUGACAUGGGUAACCAUAUGCAUUUACUUCUUCUAAAAUUCUUCUCUCUAUUCUGACCAAUGAACAAUAUCCUUCUUACGGUACUGCACAAUCACGAACAAAAGGAUCCUCGAACUAUACAUGCCCAAUUUAUAUAAGCAAACGUCCGAAAUGCAAUUGCGAUAUCUUCAUGUGACUUUAAUCACUUUCAUACUCAUUCGAACCUUGGUUGAGACAAGUGUUGAACGCCUAACCAAAUUAUUUGCUAUAUUUUCCAAUGAAAAUAUUGGCUAUUUAUACUUAUAACUAAAAUAAUACCGAUGUUUAAGUGGCAUAACGCUACUGUUUGCUUGGGUAGGUAGUAUGACGCUGCAGCUCAAUUAUUUUAGGAUUCGUAACGGCGCUCUGCCGCGGCGUUCCCCCUCAUUCAUUUCAUUUCAUUUUAUUUCAUUUCAUUUCAAAUGUUUAAGGAGAGUAGCCCUUCAGCAAUGCUGAUUUUCAAGGGGCCCUCCACUUAAAAUAUUUACAGAAUUUAUUAUAAAAAACAAAUUAUCCUAAUUACAAUUCAAUAUUUACAAUCUAAAAUAAAUCCUAUUUUAACUUGAGUUUAAUUUUACUACAAAUAUCUAUAACGAAAGGCGAAAUGGUAAUUUCCAAUAUACAAUUUACAAUCACGCCUAUUUACAAUUUCGCAAGAUUUUAAUUUCCUCCAUUUUAUAAUGAAAAAUCUUGCCUGAUAAACUCGAGUUUUUUCUAGACAAAAUCUCAAAACUCAGGUAUUCCGAUCUAAGUAGAUAAACUCUAAUCUUGUGUUGAUAAAACCAUUUGAUAAAUAAGUAAGAAUUCAUGCUAGAAAUAUUAUUCUUUGAAGGUUGCUUCUUUUCUUCCACUUUGUAGUCUUUCACAACAAUUAUAUUUGUAUUUAACACCAGAGUUUUAUCUAGCUUUCAUUUAUUCCGACCCAAUUUCAUCAUUGUGGCUCCUUUCGUGUUUAUCUUAGAUCCUUGUUUUUUCAAGUUUUUUUUAGAAAUUCAUCACAAACAAGUGAUUUAAAAUCAAUUUACUGAAGUUUUGUUGCAUUUUCCUUACUUCCUUAGAGUCUAACCACAGAAAAGUGAGCAUUUGUGAUGCGGCGAGGGUUUACACAGUAAUAACAAUCGAAUUUAUAUUUCUUUUCUCCCUCUUCUUCAAUUUCCACAAAAACACACAAAACAUUUUUUCCACAAUAACGAACUGCAAAGCGAAUCCUAUCUCACUGAUGAGUCUUCUCUCCCUUAUUCACAAAAAACCAUUUUCUCUCUCUUACCGCAUUCCUUCCGUCUCUCCUCCGCAACAUUCUCGCACAUAAUUCCAAAUAAUUACUUAUAGAAAUAUAGACAAACUGACCUAAUCGCUAAAUUCAUGGUCAUAAUAAAACUGGAUACAGGUGUGGGAUUUUAGGCCAAGCGUUGUCUUUAACGAAUAAAAUAAUGUUCGCGUGUAUGAAUUCGAAGAAGGAGAAACACUGCCAUCGGUUGAAAUAAGAUGUUUAGACUUUGUGACACUGAUAUGUUUCAACAAAGUUUGCAGUGCGUCUUUUUCAAUUUCUAGGUAUAUCAAUUACCCCUGAUUCGAACGAGGAAAGUUUUCUAGGUUUUUUUAUAUUGAUUUCAUUGAACCUAGCAUUAUUUUUGCAAAAGUUUUCAUUUGAAUACAACAUAAACACUCGAAACUUUCAGAACACUCGAGCCCAAUGGUAUAUAUUUUUCUAAACGAGCGUUCAGCUCCAGUCCCUCGCCUCUGUGUGCCAAAUCAUGCGUCUUUGUUGUAACUACCACUAUGAAUAUUCUGUGGAUCCCCCUUUGCGUGUUUGUGAACGUGUUGAAUUGACAGGACAGGAGUAGCCCCUCUUUCGCGGGUUGCCCUUUACAACUCACAAAGCACGGUACCCAUUCAUGCGUUAAAAGCCUCAUAAAAAUUGGAGCCAAAUGGUUACGUUAUCGUGUUCUUUCGGCGCAUGUCAAUCUCUCAAGCGAAUCAAUGUUUGCGUGUUAUUCCAAAGUAAUUUGUAUAUCGUUAAAACGCGGCACGUGUCGCCCGGAACUACAAACAAUACCGCAUCGAGAUCUGCAAUUAGAAAAUCGAUCUAGCACGUGGCCUUUGUCAUCUUUUGGCUUAGGCCAACAAUUAAACUACAAUCAGCAACUGUAAGCUUUUGUUUUCUAUUGUCCGCCCGCCAGUCUCAGCAGGUGAACUUGUAUUGUUCAUUGGCGAGGUCAAUGUCUAUUUGAACUGGUGAAUAUUGCAUCUAUUUACUCAAAAUGUCCAAUAUUUGGCAACUUUUUUGUUUUAAUUUUUUUCUGCUGAGGGCAAUUUAUAUUAAUUUGCUUUCAGAAAUUUUAAUAUCAAGUUUAAGUAAUUUAUAUAGAUUACUCAAUUAAAAUCAAAAGUCUAUUUUCACACAUGUUUGAUUUGACAGUUUGUCUGUAACACGAAUUUGUCUCUUCGGAAAUUGUUUGAACGGGGUUUCUCUCUACGUUGCUCUCUCGAUGUCCACGCUGUGGUGUAGAAAAUUCAAGAAUUUGAUGAAGCUGGUGAUAUAAAAUUCGACUCAUUUUCAAUAAUUUUUUUUACAAGUAUAAGAGCAAGAUAUUUUUCUGUUAUUCGCAGAUUAAUGACCUUUCCACUGAUAAUUUUCGCCACUUUCUAUUGGUUCGUUUCGAUAUGUCUUCACCCCUGUACCUCAGGAUAGUGUUAAUUGGUUGCAAUUAAAAAAUGUUUUCUUUAACAUUUUGAAGUCACAAGCAAGGACAUAAGAAGCAUUUAUAACUUAGGAGGGUAAGACUUCUAGAAGUGCGCUUAAAAUGUUUACAGCGAUGCCGGAACCAGGGGGCAGAGGGGGUAGAAGGGUGGUAGCCAGAGAGGUAGUGCUAUGAGAAAAACAAGGGGGCUCUUGCGCAAAAUGUUGCAAAAAACAAUAGCAAAAGUAGACAUGGCUACUUUUCGGCAUCAACAAGAGGGGCUAGCACUACACCUCUGGUGGUAGCCUGUGCUCCUUUGCUCCCAACCUGAAGUAAAAGGUUCACAGGCUAGAAGGGUGGUAGAAAAUGCCGUUUUAGUCUUUGUGCCCUGGAAUCCUAGCGUACGGCGAGCAGCGAAUGCUCCAUGCCCAUCAUUCACAUAGGGCUCCUACAUUUCCAACAUUUCGCUUUAGAUAACGUGACAGUAUUACUUGACGAGGUUAUUUCUCAAAACAAGGCUAAAUUCUCUGCCUUUCACACGGCAACACGCCUCCCUCGUCUACCAUCUUCAUGCCUUCAGCGAAAGUCUGCCCCCUUGCCCUGCGUCCCUGAAUAAUCCGGCAUCCCUGCAUGUUCAACAAAAGUUUUGCCAAAAAGGGUACUGCAACAAUUUAAAAUCAACUUGAAAGGGGCAAUAACUCCUUCUGAAAGAUCAUUUUGCCCCUCGCUUCCGACAUCCUUGAUUGCAAGGUUGUGGUCUUGGCGUGGCUUUUGGUAUUGCCUAGAUGAACACAAGAAAUGAAAAUGAAACGAACAAGAAUGAUGAAAGUAUGACUCCUUUGUGUAGUCUGUGUUCUUGGUACUCAGCGGGAGUUACGAUAUGUCAUAUU